AUGCCUGCAGACAUCGGGGCAACGUCAGCUCAAUUCAUUUCAUAUGUUGUCUUCUGUAUCCUCAGUCUGCCAUUCAUAUGGAUCCCACCGCACCGUUUGCAAAAGUUCUUCUAUUUCGCCAGCGGGGUUACCAUCAUCUUCUUCUUGACUCUUCUUAUAUGGGCUCUUGUAACAAUGGGCUCUGGUGGCUUUGGUACCACUCUCAGCCCUGAGAGCGCAACUCUCCCGACAGGCGGACCGAAAAGCAUAGGGUGGCUUAUUACCCUCGGCAUCAUUUCUACCAUGGGGUCAAUUGCAGCUGGCAUUUUAAACCAGAAUGAUCUAGCCCGUUUCGCAAAACAACCCGGUAGUGCCAUAUGGGGUCAGGCUGUUGCUUUUCCAUUGUAUAGUAUCUUUUCUUCAGUCCUUGGUAUUCUUGUUGUUGCGGCUACCCAGAAACGGUUUCAAGGCGAGGCAAUCUGGAAUCCGCCGACUCUCUUCGUUCGUCUUCUAGAAAUGGAUGACAGCGCCGGCACUCGCACAGCAAUUUUCUUUGCUGGAUUGGCCCUGUGUGCCUCUCAGCUCGGUAUUAACAUUACCUCAAACGCGCUGGCUGGUGGGAUCGACCUGGCGUCAGUAUUUCCCCGGUACAUCAACAUUCGGAGAGGGGCUUAUAUCACCGCGAUAUUGAGCCCGAUUGUCAACCCCUGGCGACUGGUCAACACCGCAACAACCUUUCUCUCCGUUUUAUCUGGCUAUAGCAUCUUUCUCGCACCAAUGUCUGGCCUGAUGACUGCGAGCUAUCUUGUCGUCAACAAGCAGAAGCUUAAGAUCGAUGAUUUGUAUCGUGGAAAUAGUGAGAGUAUAUAUUGGUACACUUGGGGGAUAAACUUUCGUGCCCCAGUGGCGUGGAUUGUUGGAGUCGCCCCCUGCCUACCCGGUUUCGUCGCUGCCGUUGACAAGUCUGUGAGCGUUACUGAUGGUGCCGCCGAGAUGUACUAUAUUAACUAUCUUUACGGAUUCCUUUCAAGUGCCACUCUGUAUAUCUUACUGCAUUGGAUAUUCCCUGCUCCAGCAGUCGAGGCUUUCGUGAGAGAAGCUCCCAGCUCUCGUGAAAUCCAGCGAUACUACUGUGAUAGGUGGGAUAUACCUCUGGCAGAGACAUUGCAAACACUAAAGGAGGAUUUUAAGGGUACGUAA
Metarhizium robertsii ARSEF 23 is the source of this 1179-nucleotide messenger RNA. Its product is annotated as NCS1 nucleoside transporter family protein. Gene Ontology annotation, molecular function: nucleobase transmembrane transporter activity. NCBI's taxonomy places the organism in Eukaryota, Fungi, Ascomycota, Sordariomycetes, Hypocreales, Clavicipitaceae. The record is from RefSeq and is a predicted model, not a curated record. Gene Ontology annotation, cellular component: plasma membrane. Gene Ontology annotation, biological process: nucleobase transport; transmembrane transport. Bases 1 to 1179 code for a protein of 392 amino acids. The transcript is spliced from 2 exons.